CAUCUCCGGGGACUCCGUCUUUAGGAUGUCACCGGACGACUCCAACCAGGGCACCGCAAUAAGCAAGCUCUUCGAUGACGCCGGAAUCGAGGUCAUGGUGCCGGUAUGGCGCGAGGACGCAUGGGGAACCGGACUCCAGGACGCCUCACGGCUGUCAUUUGAGUCCCGGGGCGGCAUAGUCGACGAUGGCUUGGGCUACAACCCGGAGGUCAGCGAGUUCUCAGUCGAGGCCUCAAUCCUGGCAGACACCGUGCAGGGAUAUGUUAAUGAUCACGGCGCCGACAAGGUGGGCGUGCUGUACGUCGGGUUCGGCGAGGUGCUUCUGUUCAUGCAGGCCGCAUCAGACUACGAGGUGCUCGGCGACGUAAGGUGGUUCGGCAGCGACGCCAACACAAAGGAGUCAAAGCUGGUGGAGGACUCCAUCGGACUCGGGUUUGUGACUGACACCAGCUACACCACCGUGCAGGUGGCAUCAGGCAAGAACGAUCUCAGCCAGUAUGUCGACAGCUCCCUGAAUGAGAGCAUCGGACGGAUACCAAGCACCUACGCAAGCUCCGCAUACGACAUGAUGUGGCUGAUGGGACUGACUAUAGAGAGGGAGCAGAGCACCGAUGUUGCGGUGCUGACCGCGGCGAUACCCGAGGUUGCAGAGGAGUAUGUUGGGGCCUUGGGCUCCUCGCGCCUCAAUGACGCAGGCGACCUGGCCCAGACAAACUACGACGUCUGGGACAUAAGGGACGGCUCAUGGACGCUGGCCGGGACGUACUUUUCGGCAUCAGACACCAUAGAGUUUGAGAGCGCCAUGAUGAAGGACGGACUGACCGGAGAGGUAGAGGUAGGCUCGAUCCUGCCGCUCACUGGCAGGCUCUCAAAGCACGGCGAGGAGAACUGGGUGGCCUCUGUCCUUGCCACGGUAGACUUUAACAAGUACCUGGCAGACAAGGGCGCAACCUGGACGCUCAGCGCCACGGUCGAGGACUCGCAGACAUCGCCCACGGUCGCACUUGAAAAGCUGCAGACGCUUCACGCCAAGAACAUAAAGAUCGUGCUGGGACCCGAGACCAGCUCCAACCUUCAGAACAUGAAGGGGUAUGCGGACUCCAACGGGAUACUGCUCUUCAGCUGCUGCUCCACGUCGCCGCUUCUUGCCAUAUCCGGUGAUACCAUAUUCAGGAUGGCGCCAGACGACACCAACCAGGGCACCGCGCUGAGCAAGAUCUUCACCGAGGCAGGAAUAGAGGCCGUGGUGCCGGUAUGGCGCGAGGACGCAUGGGGCGUGGGACUUAUAGGAUCCAUCCGUGACUCAUUUGCCGCCCGAGGCGGCACGGUAGCCGACGGGCUUGGAUACAACCCAGAGGCCACCGACUUUUCGGCCGAGACCUCACUCCUGGCAGAGAUAGUGCAGGAGUAUGUGGACGAGUACGGCCCGGACAAGGUGGCCGUGAUGUACAUCGGGUUCGGCGAGGGCUUGCUGUUCAUGCAGUCCGCAUCGGGCCAGGAGAUACUCCAUGACGUGAGGUGGUUCGGCACCGACGGCAACACCCGGGAUCCGACAUUCAUCGACGAUCCGAUAGGGCUUGAAUUUGUGACUGACACCAGCUACACCACCGUGCAGGUGGCAUCAGGCAAGAACGAGAUCAGCAAGCGCGUGGACGAGGCGCUGGUGGCGGAGCUUGGAAGGGUGCCAAGCACGUAUGCCAGCUCCGCAUACGACGCGGUAUGGGUCGUCGGCCUUGCGAUAGACAGAGAGCAGAGCACGGACGUUGCGGUGCUGAGCCAGGCGAUUCCCGAGAUUGCCGCAGAGCACACGGGCGCACUGGGCUCGACACGCCUCAACGACUUUGGCGACCUGGCCCAGACAAACUACGACGUCUGGGACAUAAGGGACGGCUCAUGGACGCUGGCCGGGACGUACUUUUCGGCAUCAGACACCAUCGCGCUAGAGGGCGUCAUGCCGGACAUGCCUGACGAAGUAGUGCCGGACACGCCUGACGAAACCACUCCCCCUGGCGGAUGCUUGAUUGCGACCGCCGCAUACGGCAGUGAGCUUGCACCGCAGGUCCAGCUUCUGCGUGAGAUCAGGGACAACACGCUGCUCUCGACUGACUCUGGAACAUCAUUCAUGACGGGCUUCAACCAGUUCUACUACUCGUUCUCCCCCGCUGUUGCAGACCUUGAGCGCGAGAACGCCGUAUUCAGGGACGCCGUGAGGGUGGCGAUAACGCCUGGACUGUACACGCUGAACAUAAUGACGCUUGCGGACCAGAACUCUGACGCCUCGGUCAUCGCAUUUGGCCUACUCGCGAUUGCCGCCAUGGCAGGCAUCUACGUGGCAGGACCAGUCCUGACGGUACACGCCAUCCGCAAAAGAGCAAGGCGCGCAUAACAUCCCACAGGCGCCAGUAGCAGAUGUCCUUUGAUGCGCAGCUCAGCUAUGGAUCUGCAUGC
Messenger RNA from Geodia barretti, 2448 nucleotides. NCBI's taxonomy places the organism in Eukaryota, Metazoa, Porifera, Demospongiae, Tetractinellida, Geodiidae. The record is from the annotation of a GenBank genome assembly.